AUGAGUUGUCCACGUCCGGCGGAGCAUUUGGGGUCGCAGCGACACCGCAACGAGGAGAUCUCCGGCCGACGGCACAAUGAAAGUGCACUAUUAUUAGAGGGGGACAAACAAAGGCGGGACGGGACGCCGCGGGCGCGCUUUCGCGCCGUUGUCGGUUUCCGGGAAAAGAUGGCCGGCCGCGAUUACCCGCGCCGCCGACUCGACCGUUCUAAAUCAUUAUCUGCGCCGCGAAAAAAC
Iphiclides podalirius (scarce swallowtail) is the source of this 237-nucleotide messenger RNA. The record is from the annotation of a GenBank genome assembly. NCBI's taxonomy places the organism in Eukaryota, Metazoa, Arthropoda, Insecta, Lepidoptera, Papilionidae.